Messenger RNA from Cryptococcus amylolentus CBS 6039, 690 nucleotides. RefSeq names its product prefoldin, alpha subunit. Gene Ontology annotation, biological process: regulation of DNA-templated transcription; protein folding. The record is from RefSeq and is a predicted model, not a curated record. Gene Ontology annotation, cellular component: cytoplasm; prefoldin complex. The transcript is spliced from 4 exons. NCBI's taxonomy places the organism in Eukaryota, Fungi, Basidiomycota, Tremellomycetes, Tremellales, Cryptococcaceae. Bases 109 to 573 code for a protein of 154 amino acids.
CUUCCAAAAUCGUCCUCUUUCAGUAUCAGCUUCAGAUACUCAAGCGCCACUUCCGGCUAUCCUAUCAAGACCUUACAAGCAUAUUCGAAACCCCCAUAUUAACAAACGAUGGCCGAACAGCAAGUCCAGCUCACAGACCUCAACCCCCUCCAACUGCAAGAAGUCAAGAAGCAGCUCGACCAGGAACUUGAACACCUGACGCAGUCUUACUCUUCUCUGAAGUCGGCGCAAGUCAAGUUCAACUCUUGUAUCGAGAGCGUCAAGGAGCUCAAACCCGACUCCAAAGGGAAGGAGGUCUUGAUCCCCCUGACGAGCAGUCUGUAUGUGCCCGGAAAGUUGACAGAUGUGGAGACUGUCGUAGUGGAUGUCGGUACCGGAUACUACGUCAAGAAGAACAAGUCCGAAGCCUCCACCCACUACGCCGACAAGGCCAAAUUCGUCCAAUCCAACCUCGAGACAUUACAACAAACGAUCGAGCGAAAGCAGGACAAUGCGCAGAGCGUGCAACAUGUGUUGCAAGCAAAGAUGCAGCAGGUGCAGCAGCAGCAGGCGGCGGAGGCUGCUAAGAAGUAAGGGGAUCAAGUUGGGUAGAGAGAGAGAGAGAUUUAUAGAGAUCUUUAGCAGACAUAUGCAUUGUAAUACUUGAUUGCCCUGAUAUAGUUUCUAGUCAAUGUAUACUAUGAUGAUUGA